Messenger RNA from Scylla paramamosain (green mud crab), 5068 nucleotides. Its product is annotated as serine protease nudel-like. The transcript has 26 exons. Gene Ontology annotation, molecular function: serine-type endopeptidase activity; protein binding. Gene Ontology annotation, cellular component: membrane. Bases 154 to 4704 code for a protein of 1516 amino acids. The record is from RefSeq and is a predicted model, not a curated record. Lineage: Eukaryota; Metazoa; Arthropoda; Malacostraca; Decapoda; Portunidae. Gene Ontology annotation, biological process: proteolysis.
UGAAUCAAUUCGGUGAAGUAAAACGUCAGUGUAUCGCUGUCUGCCGUGCUGGGAGUAGCUGGCUAUCCUUAUUAUUUCUAAACGAAAUUCGCAAUAAAAAAUUCCAUACCGACGCAGUGACAAGGACACAGGAUCACAUCGUGCAGUCACGUUAUGAUAGGAAGAGCUGAGUGGCGUGUGCUUGUUUGUGUGGUGGCGAUAGUGGCGGCGGUGGUGUGUGGCGGCGGUAAUCCUUAUGGCGCCCACGCUUCAUCUCGUUUCCCUUACUUUUCUUCGUCUUCCUCCUCCUCCUCCUCUUCCUCUUCCUCUUCCAUCUUCGCAUCGUACAACAUCACAUCGUUCUCCAACUUCUCCACUUCCUUAAACUCCAAGCGUCUCAGUAAUGCCUCGCCCAGGAGUGGAGACAAAAAUAACUUCAUCGUGGUCUACAAAAAGUAUGAGGAAGGAAUGCGGGCGUGUCGAACAGGAGUGUGGGGUUACCUAAAAGAAGAGCGCUGUGACAGGGUGGUGCACUGUCCAGACGCUUCAGACGAGCGUCACUGUCCCUGCCGCAAACUCGUCCCCAGUGACUACCUCUGUGACAGUUACUUUGACUGCCCCGAUUUCUCCGAUGAGUUUGGCUGUGGCGGAUGUGAAGAGACAGAGAUCCUGUGCUCACUGAAAAACAAGGAGCAUUGUGUGCCGCCCAGCAGGGUGUGUGACGGAGUGUCUGAGUGUGACGAUGGGAGAGACGAAAUGCUGUGCUUCAGACUGGCACGGUUACAGGAAAAGGACGCGAGAAAUCCAGUCGUAAGGAGUCAAGGCUAUGUGGAGGCCAGGCGUGGGAGUCAAUGGGUGCCUUUGUGUGGCCACCGUCAACAGGACCUCAGCGAAUUUGUGAAGAAAUUAUGUAACGAACUGGUAGGCGAGGACAGAACGGGCGGCGAUCACUACGAGUUCGAGGCCUUGAACAAGACACAGAUCAACACAAGGAAAUGGGCGCAUUUUCAUAAGGAUCGCACCAAGCUGGGCCAGGACUGUAAAGGUUACCUGGUUGUCAUCACAUGUGGCGUUGUCACCUGUGAUGAUUACGGACGUUUCAGGAGAGAUACAGAAGAAAGAAAAACGAAAAACAAAAAUAGCAGCUCGCAUAAAGAGAAACUGCAUCGGGUUGAAGAGAGUGAAGAGGAGAAGGAACGAGAUCAAACAGGGGUGAGGCAAAAGCGAGACCAUGGGCCGAUGAUGGAUGGGAGGGUAGUGGGAGGAAGCAACUCUCCUGCAUAUAUCUGGACUUUCUUAGUGGGUAUAAGGAGGAAUGGUGUGUUCUACUGCGGUGGGACUCUUCUCUCUGCUUACUUGGUCCUUACUGCCGCCCACUGCGUCCACGAUCCACUUUUCCCCAGGCCUGAGUCAGCCGUGUACGAGGUUCAUGCUGGGAUGCUGCGGCGAGACUCAUGGUCCCCUUACGAACAAACCUCGUUGGUGACACACAUCCUCAGACAUGAACACUUCAACUCCCACUAUAUCAGGAACGAUUUGGCACUCUUCAGACUGCAGACACCGAUGCAGCUGAACCGGUGGGUGCGGCCAGUGUGUCUGUCGGAACACCUAUACCCUGAAGAAGGUGAUAUGUGCACGGUGGCUGGGUGGGGCAACCUGCACGAGGACGGAGAGGACUGUAGGUGGCCAGCAUCACAGUAUUCAUCCUUACAGCUCCAGCAGGUUGACCUUCCCAUCCUGGCAUCGUGCGAGAAAGAGACUUUCUUCAGCGACAAAGAAGUUCUCUGUGCAGGUUAUAAGGAGGGACAAAAGGACGCUUGCCAGGGGGAUUCAGGGGGACCUCUGAUGUGUACUACACCACAGGGUGGCUGGGUGCAAGCGGGUCUGGUGUCCUUUGGGCGUGGUUGUGCCAGACCAGGCAACGCGGGAGUCUAUGUUCGUCUCAGUUAUCAUCUUGACUGGAUAUUCGCUAAACUGGAGCUGAUGAAGGAUGCGUCCAACUUGCCUCAAGAGUCAGAAACCAUCGCUGAGUGCAGGGGCAUCACUUGCUUCCUGGGAGAGGGGGCCUGUCUACCCACCCAGCGCGUCUGUGACCAUCAGGCUGACUGUCUCGAGGCAGAGGAUGAGGUGUCAUGUGGAUAUGAGAAGGACAUCGUCUUCGAGACAGCUGAGAGCGAACCUUCCUACGAGGCGUACAAAUCAUCGACCUUCGCCACAACUACCACCACGACACAGAAGCCGGAGACUUACUACCCUGACACUUCCACGAUCACGUCGACCACCACGACUACGACUCCACUACCACCCACCACCACUACUGCCAUCACCACUACUGAUCAACCUCCCAGCACCACUACCACCACCAUUGUUAAUUCUGCAGGAGCUAUAGAAACUUGUGUGCUCUUCGGGGUAGAUGAAGACAACGGAACGCUCAGUUGUGUGGGAGAUGAUUUCUUAUGCACCAGGAUUCCAGAAUGCCUGCCACGGAGGAAUGUGUGUGAUGGUGAGCCGCAUUGCGUUGAUGGGACGGACGAACUUGGCUGUUUUUGUGUGGACCGCCUAUAUAGCUAUGGCAAGGACGACUUUGUGUGUGAUGGAUUCUACGACUGUUAUGAUCUGAGUGACGAGGACUGUGCACCAUGUGGGUCUCAGUUCGUGUGUGCUCUGAGUCAGCAGUGUGUGCCGCAAGAGGAGGUGUGUGACGGCAAGAAUAAUUGCAGAUAUGGGGAAGAUGAACUGUUUUGUAUCGCCUUAAUCAACGUCCACGCGCCGCCGGAGAGGGACCGAUUCGGGGAACUGACAUCGCAGAAAGAGGGCCGACUGGUGCUGAGGGUGGAGGGCGUUUGGGACACCAUCUGUGUGGACACACUGAAGCAGGAGCUUGGCCAUAGGGUGUGCAACUUUCUCGGCUAUGAGACUCUGGAUGAUUUGUACUACGUCGAGGACUCCUUGUACAUCACCCCACCAAGCCCUCAGAACCACCACACCCCACGCUCAAAACUUGCUUUCACUCAAGUGAAUAACUUCAAUAGGACUGACAGAAGCCACAGGGUGAUAAGGUCCACAGAGCUGCAGGAAUCAUUCAACGCCACGGUGGAAGGCUCUGUGGCGACGGACAUCUCGGAGGAAGCUUCAGUAGGAGUGGGUGGUAGGAAGGACGUGUGUCGUCAGGUUGUGUUCAGCUGUGGAGAGCAGAAGUGUGGGAAGGUCCCUCUCUAUUUCUUUACCAAGGUGACUCCGGUAUGGAUGUAUGGCGGGUCCCCGUGGGCAGCAAGUGUGUAUGUGAACGGUGAGUACCGGUGUGGUGGCACGCUGAUCCACCCGCUCUGGCUCAUCACCUCCAACAGCUGCAUGGCUGGCGUCAGCCCGGAGGUGGAGUCGGUGUGGGUGGUGAUGGGAUCAAUGAGGAGGUUUGGGGCGCCAAUGCGAGUGUGGGGGGCGUACGAGGAGGGGCGUCAGGUGGGAGGGGCGUGGCUGGUGGGUGUUAGUGAUAUCCUGCUCCUGAAACUGACCAAAAGGAUGCCGAAGACCAACUACAUCUCCCACCUCUGCCUACCCACCCAGAAGGUGAGCAACCUGGGGCCCUACAGCAGGUGUUCCAUGGCUGGGAUGAGCGAGGAGGAGGACAGAGAGAGUAUUGGUGUUCCAUUCUCUUCCACCUUCAACUGUCCCCCUCACCAUAUAUGUCCAGAUGUCAAAAAGGACUUCAAAGAUAUAUGCAUGGAAUCAUGGGCUGGGGUGGUGGCAUGUCAAUUAACACAAGACAACAACCCAACCUGGAUUGCUGUUGGCGUGUGGUCCUACAGACGCCGAGCUGGAAACUGUAACCCUGCUCUCCUGCAUCCACUAUUCACCAACGAAGACCUGAAGGAAAUACAUCGGAUCCUGGCAGGAUACACCAAUGUGGUCGCCGUGAGCUCAGCGGUAUGCGAGGGGCGUCACUGCAUCCCUGGAGUGUGUGUCACCCCCUUACAGGAAUGUGAUGGCCGCCUUGAGUGUUUUGAUUCCAGUGAUGAGUCCCCAGCUUGCUCUGCUCCCACACCCCGCUGCCGAACAUACAAUUACAGUGAAAACUGUGAGUGUCCCCGUGGGUGGUGGACGUGUCUGGACAACGUGUGCAUCCCUGCUAGCGCCCUUUGUGACGGGGUGAGAGAUUGUGCCAAUGGGGAGGAUGAGCUAGACUGCUCCUGUUGCAAGGUGUUACUGUUCUGGUCACCGGAGAAAAGGUGUGACGGACAAAUAGACUGUGCUGACCAAAGUGACGAGGCUUUCUGCGGUUGCCAGAAUGACUCCCAAAUCUUCAGGUGUUACAGCUCCAAGCCUCUGAAGUGUGUAUCGAAGGAGAGGGUGUGUGACGAGACGAGGGACUGUCCCGAGGGUGAGGACGAGGCUUUCUGCGUCACCCUGGUGCCUCAUCUCAGACUGGAGGAGGACGUGUUAGGGAAUCCCAAGUCCUACCCCAGCGGGUUCCUGAUGAUCCGUGUUUCUGGUAAAUGGUUCACCUACGACUAUGCAUUAUGGAAGAGUUACCUGUCCCACCUGAUCUGCCUGCAACUAGGAUUCUCCCAGGCAGAGGAGACUAGUGUGAAGUUUCUGUCGAAUGAUCAUGUGAGGAGAGCACGUGGCGAGGCCCACGGGAGAGAGAGAAAUGAAAAAGUGGAGCAUGAACCAAGGCACGAGAAAUCUUUGAUGAAGGUUGUGUGGAUACAGUGUUUAACAUCAUAGUAGUUAUCCUCCUCUUCCCUCCGUACUUUCUUGACUCUCUCUUCUUGUAUAUCUCUUCCAAUUUCAGUUUUCUUCCUCCUCCUCUUCUUAUUCUUCCUCUUCCUCGUAUUGUUCCUUAUCAUCACCAUCAUCAUAAUCAUUACAUUCUUCUUACUUCUACUACUAUUAUCAUUUCAUUUCCUCAUUUUACUUCUACUACUACUACUACUACUACUACUACCACUACUACUACUACUACUACUACUACUACUACUACUACUACUACUACUACUAGAAGAAGCCAGAAGAUUGGUAAUUAGUGCGUAUUUUUAAUUAUUGCUUUGUCAAAAUCUAACCCUAAAUAUAUGCGAUACAUACACAACAA